CCAAACAAGCUAGUAAUCUAUGUGUACUAGUGUUGAAUUUUCUAAAAAGAGAUAAAGCAUUAAUCGUUUAUGAUUCAUUUUCCCUGGAAUUUUGCAAAUCAAACACUCUUGGACCCAGAAACUAAGAAGAGAAAGAAUCAGAGAAAGGAUGAAUUCAUCCAAAUCAUCUGCAUUACGAUGCACAGGUAAAUUUGCAACUCUCCCUUUCCUCCCAUAGAUAUUUUAUUGGAAAAGGAGGAGAUAAAUAUGGUGAGGGGCAAGACAAUAGAAAAGUACUCAGGGAAUUAGAGGGAACAAAAUAGAAAGGAAUGAGAAGAGGGUUAAAAGAGGUUUAGAGAGGGAAGUGAUGAGUGAUGUUAUAAGACUGUUAUACUGGGAGCCUGUUGACUUGAGUGCAGGGAGAGCUACCAGACUGCUGUUUCUCCCUUUCUGUGAUGUCCUGAGUCACUUAACUUCUAUGGAUCUCACUUUCCUUGUCCUUAAAAUGUACAUUAGGAAGAGGGGGGAACUAGUACAGGAUUGUCAGUGUUUUAGCUGAUUAAUUUACAGAGAACUUGAUAAAUGAGACACUGAAGAGAGAGGAGAGAGACAAGAAAAGCAGAGGGGUAGAAGGGAUAAAAGGGAGAGAAAGAAAAAGAACCUUAUAAAUAUGAAAGUAAAUUUUUAACUGGAAGAAUUAGAAGGGAAAAUUUGUACAACUGAGUUCAUGAGUUAGUCUUAAAAUUAGUGAUUAAUUAAUUAUACCAGUUACUCUUAAAGUGGGAUCUUCAGACCAACAGCAUCAGCAGUCCCUGAAAACUUGUUGGUUCCAAAUGAACUCCUCUGAAUUGCUAACUCUGAGGCUAAGGCCCAGCUAUCUGUUUUAGCACUUUCAGCAAGGUAUUUUGCUGCAUGCUGAUGUUUGGGAAUUAUACAAUACAGACCAUGUGAGUGGAAAGAAAUAAGAAUAAACAAGACUCUCUUAAAUUUCGGUUGUUACCUUGUCCCAAGAAGACUGACUGUGUUUGAGUCUGCCUUUCUACAGAAAGAAGAUUCUUCUCUUCCCAGGCAUUCUUGUGGACUGUGGCCAGUGCCUCCAUCCUGCUUCUCAGUGCCUGUUUUAUCACCAGAUGUGUCGGUCGUUCUUCAAGCCAGAAACCCCAACUCCUACAGGACCACUACUAAAUUUCAGUGACCUCUGACACAGUUUUCAUGAUGGACAUUUUUCACCUCCCUGUUGCUAGAGUUCUUCCUGUUGUACCCUGAUCAUUAGUGCAAUCUUCUUUAUGAGACACUAACUUGAAGCUUGGAUUCACUGCUCAGGAUCAGAUAUAAAACAAACUACUUUUUGGAAGAAAGGGUUGAGAAGUUAGAUUUGGAAUAAGAGGGAAUGCAAACAUGUUUGGUUUUUCUGGGUCUUUGGGUCUGAAAUAAAGUGUAUUCUUCUUCACAAGUCAGGAAAACCAUGAAAUGUGAAUUCUCUCUUCUCUCUUUUAGAAAGUGAAUCCCAGUGCAUCUGUAGGUGGAAAGGAAAGUAAAUAGGAUGUAAACAUGAUGAUAAUUAUUGCCACUUUUGUUAUGAACACUAAACUGAGAAAAAAAUUUAUAAACAAACAAACAAAAAAGAACAAUGAGCAUUAACUGGACCCCUUUUCUUAUAGUGACAUAUCAUAGCUUUCAAAUUUGUGAUGAGAAAAAGUUCCAACCACAUGAGAAUUUACAGGAGCUCUCCUGCUACAAUGAUGGAUCAGGGUCAGUUAAGAAUUGCUGUCCAUUGAACUGGGAACAUUUUCAAUCCAGCUGCUAUUUCUAUUCUACAAACACCAUGUCCUGGAUAUCGAGUGUAAAAAAUUGCUCAGGCAUGGGGGCUCACCUGGUGGUUAUCAACACUCAGGAGGAACAGGAAUUCCUUUACCAUGCAAAACCUAGAAAUAAAAUUUUUUAUAUUGGACUAACAGACCAGGUGGUUGAGGGUGAGUGGCAAUGGGUGGAUGGCACACCUUUCACAGAGUCACUGAGCUUCUGGGAUGCAGGAGAGCCCAACAAUUUAGUUACAGUAGAGGACUGUGCCACCAUCAGGGACUCUUCAAAUCCAAGACAAAAUUGGAAUGACAUACCCUGUUUCUACAGUGUGUUUCGUAUUUGCGAAAUGCCAGAAAUAAAUAUUUAAAACUAAGAAAAAUCUUGAAGAACUAUAGGCAUGACUUAAAUAUAUAAAUGAUAAGGAACAAGAACAUGAAUAUUCCCAUAGCCCAACAAGAGAAAAUGCUCAUUGCAUAUCAUAAGGACUUCAUAAGUAUUCAUUACUCAGAUAUAAAAAAAAAUGGUUUUCGAUGUUGUAAUUCAUGAUGCUGACUGAAGUACAUUUUUCUCUACAUUAGUCUAAGGUCCUCUUCUCAAAAUUUAUAAAGCAAUCCACUAGCCUGGAAAGGCAAGGAACUCUCCUUUUGAUACAUUCACCUCAUUGGUAUUUAUAUGAAAGUACAGGAACACAGAGCAAGUACAGAGUACAACAAAGAAGAUUUUGGAAAGUACCUUUGAAUGAUUGCUUUAUUGUCCCUUUCUAAUUCCCGGAAAGCCUGUAUUCUCAUGUUGUUUUUCAUCUCCUAUCCAAAAAUACAUCUUCUCUAUAUUUUCCUGUAUAAUGACAAGAAGCAUCUUCAAGUCAUGAGAUAAAAUAUGUUAAUUUCACUGUUCCUCUGACUAAUUAUUUCUGAUGACUCCUGUGUCAUGUAAAACUUUUAUUAAAUAAAUCUGUAUGGUU
Molecule: messenger RNA, 2743 nt
Organism: Sciurus carolinensis (gray squirrel)
Lineage: Eukaryota; Metazoa; Chordata; Mammalia; Rodentia; Sciuridae
Gene: Clec4e
Product: C-type lectin domain family 4 member E
Exons: 5
Coding region: 1610-2149 (179 amino acids)
Biological process (GO): antifungal innate immune response
Cellular component (GO): external side of plasma membrane
Molecular function (GO): carbohydrate binding
Source: RefSeq, a predicted model, not a curated record